Messenger RNA from Medicago truncatula (barrel medic), 1560 nucleotides. Its product is annotated as transcription factor TGA3. Lineage: Eukaryota; Viridiplantae; Streptophyta; Magnoliopsida; Fabales; Fabaceae. Bases 214 to 1290 code for a protein of 358 amino acids. The record is from RefSeq and is a predicted model, not a curated record. The transcript has 9 exons. Gene Ontology annotation, biological process: regulation of DNA-templated transcription; DNA-templated transcription. Gene Ontology annotation, molecular function: DNA-binding transcription factor activity; sequence-specific DNA binding.
UUGCAUGCGGCAAAUAAUAGUGACAUUAUUUCACAUCAACUAAGCUAGCUACUGAUUUUGUCCAUUAUAUAUAUUCAAUUCUUAGCAUCAAUCAGAAGGGUCUUUCAUUCUUAGACUAAACAAAUUUUGAGGCUAAAAAUUCUUUCAAGUUAGCAUAGAAAUCUAUAUAGGUAGAAAAUUCCAUUUUUAUCAAUUGGAUUUAGUGAGAGAUUAAUGGAUAUAUACGAGCCAUUCCAGCAAGUUAGCAUGUGGGGUGACAGCUUUAAAGUUGAAGGUGGUCUUAAUUCAAUUGCUUCUCCAAUGUUACUUGUGAACAGUAACACUACUAGCAUGGAGAACAAGUCUGAAUAUAUUCCACAUGAACCAAGGGAGCAUUCAGAAGCUGAACAAGAGAUUACAAAUAAUAAGGUACUUAGACGCCUCGCUCAGAAUCGAGAGGCUGCUAAGAAAAGCCGGGAACGCAAAAAGGCUUAUGUUAAACAAUUAGAAUCAAGCAGAUUAAAGCUCAUGCAAUUGGAGCUGGAGAUUGGGAGAGCAAGAAAGCAGUUGCAGGGUAUUUCCACAGGAAGUGCAUUAGACACCAGUUUUAUGGGAUCAUCUGAAACAAUAAACCCAGGGAUUGUCGCGUUUGAAAUUGAAUACGGAAAUUGGGUUGACGAGAACCAUAGGCGGAAUGAAGAGCUCAGAAAUGCAUUUCAAACUAAUGCGUCCGAAGUGCAGCUCCGUCUAGUUGUUCAGAGUGUCUUGAAUCAUUACUCGGAUCUUUUCAGAAUGAAAACGGAUGCUGCAAAGGCUGAUCCCCUCUAUUUAAUCUCCGGUGUGUGGAAACCAUCCGUAGAGCGACUUUUCCUAUGGAUCGGAGGAUCUCGGCCAUCACAGCUUCUAAAUCUCAUUGUGCCACAACUUGAGCCUUUGUCUGAUGAACAGAUGUUUAGCAUCAAAAAACUUCACCUGUCGUCUCAGCAAGCCGAAGAUGCUCUUUCACAAGGACUAAAUAAACUCCAGGAGAGUCUGGUCCAAGACAUGGCAUUUGUUCCAUUAAAUGCAGCAAAUCAUGGAAUUCAGAUGGCUAUUGCUAUAGACAAAUUUGAGGGACUAGAAGGUUUUGUAAUCCAGGCAGAUCAUCUCAGGCAGCAAACUCUGAUACACAUGUCCCGCAUCCUGUCUACGCACCAAGCUGCUAGGGGCUUGAUUGCUCUAGGGGAAUACUUUCAUCGCCUUCGUACUAUUUGUUCUCUCUGGACUUCUCGUCCAUUCGAUUCCAUGAGGUCACCUAGGAUUACUCCUUAGAGGAAGAGCCGGAUACCUGCUUACGAUACUUCUUCAGUUUCAACUUUACAGAACAGAUGUUCAAAUUUUGGUUGAAUCUAUAUGUUAUGUGUAUAAACGAAACUUAAUGUUGUGUAGCAGCAAGAGGCAAUAUUAUAUGAUUUGAUGCUAUUAAGUUUAGAGUAUGCUUGUACAUACUAUGUAUUGAGUUGUGAUUUGAUGCUGUUUAGUUUAGAGUAUGCUUGUACAUACUAUAUAUUGAAUUAAAAGGAGUUCAUCUUCGUUUUAGCA